This is a messenger RNA of Chaetomium globosum CBS 148.51, 4542 nucleotides long. RefSeq lists its product as uncharacterized. Lineage: Eukaryota; Fungi; Ascomycota; Sordariomycetes; Sordariales; Chaetomiaceae. The transcript has 2 exons. Bases 1 to 4542 code for a protein of 1513 amino acids. The record is from RefSeq and is a predicted model, not a curated record.
AUGGCUUCCAGGAGGCCAGGAGGACAGUCGUUUGGCUGGUCGGGCAUCAGCAGGCCCAGGGAUACACGGGCCGGAGCGGAACCUCCGCAAGAAGAAACCAAAUUGAGACCCGGGUGGAAGACCAAGAGGGUGGCCGAACCGAGUCACCAACCUUCGAGGACGAUCCCGCAACCGAACUCGUCCAGCCGACUGCCGCAGACUCACCAUCGCCGGCCUUCUGAUGGCCAACCAGAACAAGCACGCUCAGCAGUGCAAUCAUCCCGGGUUCGGAGCUCUGUCGGGAGUGUCAGCAGUGUGGUGGGGGAUUCACAUGGGCCGUCUUCAACUGCCCCGCCUCCGAGCAGACUUCCAGCCCCAAGCCUGAAACCUCGAAACAUUCUCCGCCGCAAACGCUCCGGAUUAUCACAGGACACGACUAACACCCAUAUCGAAUCGCGGAAUGACUCAACUGGAACCACCUCCUCCGACUCAUACCCCCGUUGUCAAACACCUCUGGACCCCUUCCACCUCGACCGCGAGCUGACCCAGAGCCCCAUGGAAAUUCGGCUCGCCCAGCAGAUCGAGAUCCCGAUGACCAAGGCGCAAACAGUGACAAUAUAUCCCGAACUAGAUAGGUAUCGAGAUGUGCAGCUACCACCUCGAUCCGAGAGCCCGGGUUCGAACCUACCACACCGCCUUGCCACCCACGACCUUCCACCCCCCACGCCCCUUUUCUCCGGAACGAGCAGUCAGUCCCCGGGCUUGGUGGCCCCAAUUCGGAUACCUCCGCCUGGAACAAGGCGACCUCCCGUCACCCGAAGAAGAGCUGGGAGCAUAUCGAAUGAAGCUGCCCCUGUAGCUACCGACCCUCAGGGCUUGGCGGUUGUUAGGGAGUUGUCGACGUCGUCAUCUUCCAAUUCAACUGUCCGUGCUGGCGUCAACGCAAAAGACAAGAAGAAAAGCAAAGGAUCAUCGCAUCGCGCGCCAAGCCCACCACCAAGGAAGUCGUCACACAAACCCAAGGAAAGCCGAGAUGGAGUGGUUGCGUCGAAAGUUUCCCGUAAGGCUCCCCCAACAGAGGCCGCAUCGCCGCCCGCGGUGAAACCCACCUCGUUCUCCCGUCCUCGGCUUGUGCAACCUACGCCGCCCACCGGUUCCUCUAAACUCGCACCGCCUCGGCGGCCCAGCCGCGAUGGGACUGCCGAUCUACAACCUCAGAGCGGGCAAACCAUCCCAGUCAUUCACAGCAAUCUGUCCUCAACCUCCCUCUCUGAAAGACGGCAGAGUGGCCUUUUGGCCCCAGGCCCGGCCAACCGGCCGAUCGUCUCAACGGCUGCUGCCCCGGAACGGCCAAGCUACCUAUCUCGACGGCCCCCAACUAGGGAGCCUACGCCGACCCCCAACCAUGCUGCCUCUCGUGAUGUUGUAGGGACGUCCAAACAAGAACCGGCGAGGCCGACACGAACGCCAAGCCCUAAUGUAUCGUCGACCUUUAAAACCCGGUUUCCCAUCUUUGGACGACGCACGAAAACAGUUCCCGACCCAAGCCAACAAGAUAAAAAGGACAAGCCUGCGAGAAAAGGGCCAGCAGCUGGAACGGGCCACGAGGGUUACGGAAAGCUGGGCUCAGUGCGCCGGAGAAGCAACAGCCUCACGAACGCGGCACGGGUUAUCCCGGGGACUAUGUCCUCGCAGGAGAGCCUGAGCAGCCUAUCCCGCGACUCGUUCCUACUAGAAAGGAUGGCUCCAGUCGUCAUUGCUGGCGGCGAAAUAAUCGAGAACAAGAACGCUAGCUCGGAACUAACCCGCGUUGAAAGCAACCAGAGCUCAACAUUGAGACGGCCCAGCAUCGAAUCCCGAAACAGCUCCCAAGUUUCGCUCUCUUCGUCUCGUGAAGCCCCCCGCAAAACCUUGUGGCCGUCGCCUUUCCCGCGCAACGCUUCGCAGACACCUUCGCUAAGCAGCCGGCGCCCGUCUGAGAGCAGUGAUUCCGAGGCCGUCACGAUGAAGCCGACCCUGGCCCUGAGGAGAUCCAUGCAGCGGCUUAAGGCUGGCGAACAGGAGCCCGCAAAACUACCUAAGCCAAUCAUCACCCAACCCCAGGCUGUGUCGCCCGCGAUGGGUAGCCUGGACGUCAGCAUCAUGUCCGAUGACUCCGUCUUCGACCCUUCAGCAGAACCGGCCGUAGCAACCAAGGAGCCGGCUAACCCGGCGUCCACCUCCGGGCCGAAGAAGUUGAUAAGGCGAGCUCGUUCCCCGCGCAAGUGGAACUUUUUCGGUCGCUCGCACAGCCAGGCGCCCGCGGAGAAAACAACGGAUACAGCCAAGACGGUGGCUGCGACGGUCCAAGUAGUCCAGAACAAGCCGGUGGCGUUUUACACUAUGAUGGACUCACCAGAGCAAGAUGAUUCUGACCCGAUUGACCUGGAAGAAGUGCUCCGCGAAGCUAGGGGUAUCGCCACUACGACCCCUGAAUUUCCCCAGGUCGAAGACCCAUCAAGCAGAAGACCGUCCGUUGCAAAUCAGUCACCACCAAGUGUGCCAACACCCCAGCAACCCGAGGUCCAACGGCCCUUGAAUACGAAGAGAGCUUUCACAAGCCAGCCUGCCUUGCCCGUCUCUCCUCGGUCAAAAGUCGAGCCGACGCCAGCUCAGCCUCCUGCAACCCAUGCCCCGACUCGGCCGAGUAGGCUUCCUCAAGUCGGCCGCAUCCCCAAGGUGAUAAGCGCUAGGGCUGAGCAGACCUCACCGAAAAGCUUCUCGAGGCCUUUCCACCGGCUGAGCGUCCAGGUGCCCCCCGUCGUCCUUGAACCCCAAGACCAGGAGUCGGUCGCGAAAGGGCCGAGCCCGCCCAAGCCUUCCACUCCGGAGGCUUCUCACGAUGACCCAUUAGCUGAAAAUAACUCCAACAUCUCGGCUCUGAUUUAUGGUGUGCCAAGGUUGCCCCCGCCAGCCUCCAGCCAGCCAGGGCAAGAAUUUCUCUCGUUCUCGCCCCGCAAGGACUCACAAUGCACUAUGACAACAUCGUCCAGCAGCUCCGGUGGACUCAUGACCUUUGCCGAUGCCACCGCUGUAGUACCGUCACCCUGUGCCCCGCUUGCCGAAGACGAGAUUUGGGACGAGUACAACGACCUGCUUGGGGAGGAGACAAUCAAGCUGUCAACCCUACAAGGGCCGUCCUGGCCGAAGCCGUUGCGGCUCGAUGGGUCUACGCACAAGAAAUGGAUCGAGCCGGCUUUGGAAUCACCUACGCUUAGCCCGCCGCCCCUACCGAGCUUGGUCCAGACCUUGCGGGCAGGAAUGGAUCACACGUCGUUGAGCGUCCGUGGCUCGGAGGUUGCUUUGGAGGUCAAGCGGAUGCUCGACUACGAACCCACGCCGGUGAACUCGAUUGUCGUUCCCGAUACGCCAUGCAGCCAGGAUGACGAGGUUAACCGUGCGACUCCGGGCAAUCCGAAGGAAGACGUGCCAUCCGCGCAACGGGAUAGUUGUUCUUCUGCCCUCCAAGUGCGACGGUCGAACGCCAGCAGCAGUACUCAGUGCUCAGAAGACAACUCGCCCCUGUCGCAGGUCAACCUACGAGUCGGCUCCAUGACUGUCAGCAAAUGGCUUACGUUUGGCCAUGUUCUCUUCAGCCCCGUUCGGGACGAGCUGGUCGCCGAGGUCGGCUCGCUUAAGCGCCCCUCGAUCCUCGUUGUUGACGGCCUAGGUAACGACGAUUGGUCGUUCUACGCGGCCGAGACAUACCCGGCCGCUACGUUUUUUAACCUUUCGCCCCGUGCUCCUCUCCCGACCGAGUACCAGAAUGAAUCUUCCUUCCCGCUCAGCCCUCCCAAUCAUCAUCAGGUCCAGUACUCGUCCAACACGGCAAAGUUUCCCUUCGGCGCGCAGAGCUUCACCGCGGUCGUCGUCCGUUUUCCCUCGGCCGCUCCCGAAGGGCACUACCGCAACAUCAUCUCCGAGGCUCGUCGGGUGCUGAAACCUGGUGGCUACAUCGAACUGUCAAUCCUCGAUGUCGACCUGAACAACAUGGGCAACCGCUGCCGCCGCACAGUCCGACGCCUCAAGGAACGCAUCCACGCCCAAGCCCCUGACACUAGCCUCGCGUCGGCCUCGGACCUGAUCCUCCGUCUGAUUGGCAGACGAGGAUUCACCGACGUCAAGACCUGCCGCGUCGGCGUCCCCAUUGCUAGCAAUGUCGCCCGAUCUCCACGCAGCAGCGGCAACGAAACCGGAGGCAGCGGCGGGAAGAGGCGCUCAACGGGCGGCCCUGCGCCCGGGGCCAAGCACAAGAAAGACGAGCGCAGCCUGCCGGAGAUGAUCGCCGACGAGGGUCCCGUCGCGGACGAGAGCAUCGCGCAGUCGGUGGCGAGAGUUGGGCGGUGGUGGUAUAGCCGGUGCUACGAAAGCGCGGCGGGGCCUGGGAUCGGCCCGUCGUCGAAGGGCAGUAUCUGGCGCGACAAGGCGCUGCUGGCUGAGUGCCAGGAGUGGGGGACCAGCCUGAAGCUGAUGGUUUGCCAUGCGAGGGUGCCCGAUGGGAGGGCGAGGGUGGCAAGUAUUUGA